CCACAAAACAGGUGCGUGCGAGCAGCGGAACACUCGGUGGGACAAACCCCUUUUUUGUGUGUGAUAUCGAUCAUUAUUCCCUCUACCGCGCUUAUCACCAAAUAUGCCACGAGUGCAUAGGGUGUUCUGUUUACUGGUAAUUGCCACCGUCGCCUCGCACGCCCAGAAUGGCAACCUGAAGAAUGUGCAAAGGCACCAACCGGCGCUCGUUUCCAGCGAUGGCCUUCACCGGUUGGCGGCGGAACCGAUGGCGUAUUUGAAUGAGGCUCUAGAGAAGCUGCUCGUCGAACGGGUGGUGGGAACGGAAGGUCACGAGCAGGUCAAAAACUACAUCGCCGGUCACAUGCGCCAACUCUCGUGGACCGUGGAGAUCGAUGAGUUCGAAGACACGACCCCGAUCUUCGGUAGGCAACGGUUUGCAAACGUGAUCGCUUCACUCAACCCGAACGCAAAGCGUAAUCUGGUGCUGGCAUGCCAUUACGAUAGCAAAUACUUCCCCGGCCAGCGAUUUAUCGGUGCCACUGACUCAGCCGUCCCGUGCGCUAUGCUGCUAACGAUUGCCACCACCAUGAACUCGUACUUGACCAACGUUAAGGAGAGGGACGAUGUGAGUCUACAAUUCAUUUUCUUCGACGGAGAAGAAGCCUUCGAACGGUGGACCGCAACGGACUCCAUCUACGGUGCACGGCAUCUAGCGGAACGGUGGGAAAAGGAGGAUCGGCUCAAAACGAUGGACAUGCUGGUGCUGCUCGAUCUGCUCGGUACGCCGGAACCGAACUUCUACAGCUACUUCGGUGAAACCGAAUCUUGGUACGUGCAACUUAUAUCUGCCGAAAAACGGUUGGAUGAGGUCGGACAUUUAGAGAACUACAGUACGAGCAGUGUGUCGCCGAAGCAACAAACCAUCUCCUACUUCCGGCCACAUUCCUUCAGUGCAGGCAUUGAAGACGAUCAUAUACCAUUCCUACGCCGAGGUGUUCCGAUUCUUCACAUCAUUCCAACACCGUUCCCCGACGUGUGGCACAAGCUGGAAGAUAAUGCGGACAUUGUAGAUUUGCCAACGGUGCGGAAUCUGGUCCGUGUUUUCCGCGUAUUCGUAGCCGAAUAUCUGCAUUUGCCGUUGUGACCAUUAAGGACCGAAUUGUAACAUCAAUUCGCCCGGAAAGUGUCGUUGUUAUUCCAUCUACUAGGCUUCCUUCCCAAUGCGUACUUAUGUAGGAUCGUUUUUAACCGUUUUUCAUUUUGGAAACUUGUUAUUAAAAACUGCUGAAGCAUAUCAUGUGAAAAAACGAAACACCAUUUUAGACCAACUGUGCAAUAAACAACUCAACUAUUGUUGACUUAGCCUUAAACGGCGGA
Anopheles darlingi is the source of this 1359-nucleotide messenger RNA. RefSeq names its product glutaminyl-peptide cyclotransferase-like. Bases 104 to 1126 code for a protein of 340 amino acids. Gene Ontology annotation, molecular function: zinc ion binding; glutaminyl-peptide cyclotransferase activity. The transcript has 2 exons. The record is from RefSeq and is a predicted model, not a curated record. NCBI's taxonomy places the organism in Eukaryota, Metazoa, Arthropoda, Insecta, Diptera, Culicidae.